CAAUCGUUGACGGCACAAUGGCCAAAGCCAAACUGCUUGGCAUCUCUGCGGUCGUCGUCCUCGUUGCAUCCGUCGCGUAUCAUUUCCAGUCUACUGCCAUCAUGCGAUUGGAUACCAUGAAACUCAAGAACGCCAACAUGAGUCUGCAGGGGCAGACGGCGCUAGUGGUCGGAGGCACGGCGGGCAUCGGCGAAGGCAUCGCCCUCCGGUUGGCCCAAGCGAAAGCGAACGUCGUGAUCGCGGGGCGCAACGCCGACCGAGGCAAAUCCAUCGUGCGCAACAUGCAGACAAUCAACCCCUCGGGCACCUAUCGCUUCCUGCCCGUGGAUGCACAGCUCAUCGGCAACAUCCGCGGAUUGUCGGCCGAGGUGCCGCAUCUCGACAAGCUUGUGCUGACCCAGGGCAUUGCGACCAUCCAAGGAUUCACGCCGACAUCGGAAGGCAUUGAUCAGAAGCUCGCGCUCCAUUACUACGGCCGCAUGGCGUUUAUCGAGGAGUUCCUGCCGACGUUGCGGCAGUCCACGCACUCCCCUCGCGUGCUGUCGGUGCUGAGCGCCGGGGUGCAUUCUCCAUACGCCAACUACACGAACGACCCGUCGCUAGAAUCUUCAUAUUCCCUGAAGAACGCCGCCGACGCCGCGGGGUUCUACAACGAUCUGAUGCUGGACGCAUACAGCGCGGCCAACGACCAGAUCGCCUUCGGGCAUGCCGCGCCAGGAUUUGUCGCGACCAACUGGGGCACGGAGAUGCCGUGGGCCAUUCGCAUGCUCUUGAAGCCCCUCAAGUACCUGCUGGCUAAGUCCAAGGCAGACUGCGCCGAGUUUAUGACCGACUUUUUGCUUCGAGAAGACGUCGCGGGUGGACAGCUGUACUUGACGGACGCGGUGGGUGAACCAGCCGCCGUCACGACCGCGCACACCCCCGCCGCAGUCGCCUUCCUCGCCAAACAUACCCAAGAUCGGUUGAAAUACGUCCAGUAACGAGUUGUUCCUUACAGGUUGCAAAAUGCAUAUACCAUAACCCGCUAGUUAACAGUAACCAUAACCCGGUAGUUAACAGUAGUUAUGGAUAUCCUUAUCUACC
Messenger RNA from Aphanomyces astaci, 1083 nucleotides. RefSeq lists its product as hypothetical. Lineage: Eukaryota; Oomycota; Saprolegniomycetes; Saprolegniales; Verrucalvaceae. The record is from RefSeq and is a predicted model, not a curated record. The transcript has 2 exons. The coding region runs from base 18 to 980 and encodes 320 amino acids.